This is a messenger RNA of Lactuca sativa (garden lettuce), 1232 nucleotides long. It is a transcript of the gene PGR7, whose product is annotated as proton gradient regulation 7. Gene Ontology annotation, cellular component: chloroplast. The record is from RefSeq and is a predicted model, not a curated record. Lineage: Eukaryota; Viridiplantae; Streptophyta; Magnoliopsida; Asterales; Asteraceae.
UACCUUUUGGUGACCUAGACCAGGACAACAUCAAGGAUUUUCGUUUCAAUUCCGACUCGUUAUCAACAUCAUCAUCCAGAAUUCUUUCUUAUUACAGUCACCCCUACCCGUGUCGAUCUUCUGAAAACACCCAAUUCAUUCAUUCAUUCGAUCAAAAUUCAAAAUGCUUCCACAUGCCCAAUCGAUGACUUCACCUCUCCAAUCUAUCUUCUCCCCAAAACUUCCAAUUUCUCAUUCCAAACCCAUCUUUAACUACAAACCUCGCUUCGAUCCUCCCAAGUCCUUACUUCUCCAGCCUUUGAGAUGUUCGGUUUCUCUGGCGCCCGAACAAACCCAUUUACAAUCAAAUGUCACUACCAAGAGUAAUAAACCCUCCCCAGCUGAAAUUUCAAGAACAAUCAUGGAGUUAUCCUCUGUUGGCACCUUUUCAACUACGGCCCAAGACAAUUGGCCUCUUGCUGUUGGUGUUCGCUUCGCCGUUGACCCAGAAGGCACACCAAUUGUUUGCUUAAGUGCUUCUCAUCACCAUUUCGCUAACGACAAAAGGUCCUCCCUUAAUGUUCAGUUAGAGCAAUCUGGUCUGCGAACAACACAGUGCACCAUCCAAGGUAGCCUUCACAGACCUGACGAUGAAAAUCUCUUGAAGAAGAUUAAGUCACUAUGGGCAAAGAGAUUUGGAGAAAAAGCAGACAAUGAAUUCAUCCAUAUUCUUGAUGUGCAACGUGUAUUGCAAAUGGACAACUUCAUGGAGGAUGGUGUAUGGGUUUCUUCUUCAGAUUAUGGACUUGCAAAUGCUGAUCCACUUAAAGAUUCUGCUGAGCGUCUAGUUCAUGAGAUAAACACAAAUAACAUGGAAGAUGUUCUCCGGUUUUGCAAUGUCUUUGUGGAUUCAGAUGUACAGGUGUCAGAAGCAAAGAUGGUGUGGGUUGAUCGAUUAGGGUUUGACAUACAUCUGUAUUCUCCCCAAAAUGAUGUCUUUGAGGUCCGGAUUCCUUUCCCUAGAGAAGUUACAGACGAGAAAGGGGCAAAAUCGUCUUUUAAUGGCAUGUCCCAGACAGCAUGGGAAGUAGAAAAAAACUACCAUACCCUAGAAUUUGAGAAAGUAAAACAGUUGAAGAAAAUAGCCUCCAAGGUACAAUGAUUACAAGUUUCCUGAUUUUGAUCAUACCAUUUUGUAAGAUGAGUUAUAUUUUGAUUAAUCAAUAAGGAAAAUACAGUCUGUUUUAUAUACA